This is a messenger RNA of Ruditapes philippinarum (Manila clam), 3815 nucleotides long. RefSeq names its product paramyosin-like. Bases 154 to 2883 code for a protein of 909 amino acids. Gene Ontology annotation, cellular component: myosin complex. The transcript has 19 exons. The record is from RefSeq and is a predicted model, not a curated record. NCBI's taxonomy places the organism in Eukaryota, Metazoa, Mollusca, Bivalvia, Venerida, Veneridae.
AAGGAACAGAGUUUCGGGAGAGCAAGAGUAACAAGUCUGUCAGAGCUGGGCGUUAGAGGAAUUUAACCUGUUACCGUGGACGGCACAUUUCGUUAUAUUUGUUCUACCUUGUUUUUUCUCUAGUGUUUCAGACAUUUUAAAUAACCAGUAAAGAUGUCUUUCAUGGACGAUUCAUCCUCCACUAAAGUGACUCGCGUCUCUAGGACAUACAAUGUCUACAGAGGAUCUUCUCCUUCUUCACAAAACAGAUUAGAGAGUUCUGGUCCAGGAUCCUCGUCACGAAUUGUGAAGAAAAAAACUGUAAUAAUAAGCGGAGAUUCAUCACAUAGCGAUGUUUCUGAUUCAACUAGAGUAAUCCAAACAAAAGACGUGUUUCAUAGGGACGCAGAGCUUCGCUAUCAGAGUCGUAUCAGGGAACUAGAAGAUGCGCUUGAUGGCGAAAGAGACAUGCGCCUCAGGUUUGAGAAACAGUGCGCCGAAUAUUCCUUCCAGGUCGAACAGCUCUCAGACAGACUCGAGGAAACCGGCGGUGCAUCGAGCAUCCAGGCCGAAAUGGUAAGAAAGAAAGAUCAGGAAAUAACAAAAGUGAGGAAAGAGAUGGAACUGUUGGUUAUCCAAUUCGAAAGCCAGGAAUCUAGUUUGAGAAAGAAAUAUACUGAACAAACCAACGACCUUUCUGACCAAAUCGAUUAUCUCUCCAAAACCAAAAUCAGAGUUGAGAAAGAGAAGAGCCAGUUACUCGUUGAGAUCGACAACUUGCAAGGAAUCAACGAAGCUCUUUCCAAGGGCAAGGCUUCAGCUGAUGCUAAGGUAGAAGGACUUGAAGGAUCAUUGGCUAGAUUGAAGGCCCAGGUCGAUGACCUUACCAGACAAUUGAACGAUGCCAAUGCAGUUAAAGCCCGUCUCACAAAGGAGAACUUCGACCUUCAGCAUAUCAACCAGGAAUUGGACAGUGCCAACGCUGCUCUUGCCAAGUCUAAACAACAACUCCAGGUCUCAUUGGACGACCUCAAGAGAAACUACGAUGACGAAUCCAGGCAAAGACAGAACCUCCAGGUACAACUCGCCGCACUCCAAGCCGAUUACGAUAACUUGAAUGCCCGCUACGAGGAAGAGUCCGAAAAUGCCUCCAUGUACAGACAACAGUACAGCAAGCUUCAAACCGAGUUCCAGGCUAUGAAGACCAAGUUGGAAAAGGAUCUGAUGACCAAGACCGAAGAAUACGAAGACCUCAGACGCAGAUUGAGCGUAAAGAUCCAGGAACUCGAAGACAUGCUUGAGCAACAGAGACAGAGAGCCGCCAACCUCGAGAAGGCCAAGAACAGGCUGACCAUUGAACUCCGUGAAGUCACCAUCGAACUCGAAAACACCCAGAUCAUCGUCCAGGACCUCACCAAGAGAAACAGACAGUUGGAGAACGACAAUGCCGCCCUCCAGAAACAGAAUGCCGAUCUUGCUGCUGAGAACCAGGCUCUCCGUGCUGACAAGGCUGCUCUUGAAGCCGAAGUCUACAGACUCAAGGUCCUUGUUGCUGAACUCCAAGAAAAGAAUGCCAACUUGGAACGAGAGAAUAAAUCACUUUCGGACCAACUUCGUGAAGCUAACAACGCCUUGAAGGAUGCCAACAGAAGAAUCAAUGACUUGACCUCCGCUAACGCCGCUCUUACCGCUGAACGCGACAACCUCGCCGCAGCUCUCCGUGACACCGAGGAUGCACUCAAGGACGCAGAAAACAAACUUGCCAACGCCAAUGCUGCCCUUCAGGCCCUCCGUGCUGAAAUGGAACAGAGACUUCGCGAAAAGGAUGAGGAAAUUGAAGCUGUCAGAAAGAGCGGUCAACGCGCCAUUGAAGAACUCCAGCGCACCCUGGUGGAGGUUGAGACCCGCUACAAAUCCGAGAUCUCUCGUCUCAAGAAAAAAUACGAAACCGACAUUCGUGAGCUUGAAGCUGCCCUCGACAACGCCAACAGAGCUAAUGCUGAAUACCUUAAACAGAUCAAGUCUCUCCAAGCCAGAAACAAGGAACUUGAAGCUGCCCUUGAAGACGCUAGCCGUCAACUUGAUGACUGCCGCUCUCAACUUUCCAUUUCUGAGAGGAAGCGCAUUGCUUUGACAACCGAGCUCGAGGAUGUUAGAACACUUCUUGAAUCUGCCGAGAGAGGCCGCAAGAACGCUGAGAAUGAACUCCACGACGUAACUGUCCGCCUGUCCGAAGUCACCAUUCAAGUCACUGCCCUCACAAACGACAAACGCCGUAUGGAAGCUGAUAUUGGUGCCAUGCAAGCCGACCUUGACGAUGCCCUCAACCGCUGCAGCGCUGCUGAGGAACGUUCUGAUAGACUGCAAGCUGAAGUGAACAGACUCGCCGAGGAACUUAGACAAGAACAAGAGAACUACAAGAACGCCGAAUCCCUCCGCAAACAACUCGAGAUCGAAAUCAGAGAAAUCACCAUCAGACUCGAGGAGGCUGAGGCAUUCGCCACCAGAGAAGGCAAGAGGCAGAUCGCUAAACUUCAGGCCAGAAUCCGUGACUUGGAAGCUGAAUAUGAAGUUGAACAACGUCGUGCACGUGAAGCUCAAGCUGGUAUGCGUAAGGUCGAACGCCAGUACAAGGAAUUGUUGGCCCUUAUGGAAGACGACAAACGCCGUCUUGCUGAGCUCACAAGCUUGAACGAUUCUAUGACUCUCAAAAUCAAGACCUACAGAAGACAGAUCGACGAGGCGGAAGAGGUAGCCAAUAUUGCCAUGAACAAAUACAGAAAAGCCACCUCAUUAGUAGAAGAGGCUGAAUCUCGUGCCGACAACGCCGAGAAGAACCUACAGGUUGUUCGCCGUUCAAGAUCUAUGUCCGUUUCCAGAGAAGUUAGAGUUAUUAAAAUGUAAAUUUAGAGUUUUAUUAAGACAUUUUUCCAAUUUUAAAGAUCUUUCGGAUCAAAAACAUUGCAAGUUGUGUAAAUGUUUAAUAUGAAUGUGACUUCAUAAGAUUCCCCCGUUAUGAAAUGGCUAUUUACUACAUUUGUUGAACAAAAUGAUAUGUUGGUGCUAUGCAAGAUGCGUGCUCAAAAUCUUUCUUUAAUUCUACAUCGGCGCAAGACUUGUUCCAAACUUUACUACCAACAAGGGAAAUAAAGAACAACUUCUCUGGAAAGGACACCAAGAUCAUUUAAUUAAGAGUACCAGCGACAGGACACGCGCCGAUGACGUCAUCUGUCAUAAUGCUUCAUCGAUGUUUCCAUGCAUGCGUUAAAGACAGGGAAUAUUAUUGACGAUCUUAACACUUGUGCAUAUUAUAUUGUUAUGUAAUUUAACUUAAAUGCGAGAAUAUUCACCUCUGAUGAAUUUCUCAGAUUAGGCCGUGUGCAAUAAAGAUAUAGAUAAUUAUUUGUUUGCGAUUUGUGAUACAAUGGAAAGACUUGGAUCGUAUGUUGUAUGUAUUUAUUUUUGUUAUUAUUUACAUUAUUAUAGUUAAGAUACUGCUUGAAUGGUUAAGACAUGAGAUAUAAUAUUGUACAGACCUGGGAUGUUAAAGUCGUUGAUACGUGUCUCCUUGUCUCAGUUUGGUUUCCUCUCUGCUUCCGGUUCAUCACGUGUCGUGUCACGUGACGUGACGUAUUGUUGCGACUUCAUCAUCAUUUCACAUUUUCUUUUUCUUAUUUAAAAACAGAUUAAUAUAUAGAACUAUUUUCGGUUUUGAUGGGUAAAUAAGGAAGUUUUCAAAAUCAGUCUCUUGCAAAUCAAAGAAUUUAUGUUUGUUUACAUAAAAUGUCAUUGAAUUUUUGCAGAGAUAAAAUAAAUCGUACGUUGCUGCUUUGAAA